CGUAGCCAUGAAGCAGAUGACGGCAAUCGAAUGGAGAGUGUAGAAAGCUUUUUGUCACAAACUUUUUAUUUACCUUCGAGACAUCAUCGUAUGAAAAAAGGUGUUUUUGUUGGUGGAUUUUUUUAUUUUCUGAAGUGAUCUUUCAAAAAUUAAAUAUGUUGAUGUGUUUAGAAGAAGACAAUGUGAUCGUCGUUUGUUUGUUAGUGUCGUGAGAAAUGUCAAAAGGGAGCAGUGAAAAAAUAAUAAAGGUAAAUGUGCACUUAAAUGCACAUUCGCCCUAAUAAAAAUUGCUGUGAAAUAUAAUAGAUAAAUAAGAGACUUUUUCGAAUGUAAAUCUAAUCAGAAUGUGUUUUAAAAAGACUAACCGAGUACAGUGUUCCACACAACUAUGUACGAAAUUGGCUAAUACUACAUAACUCGACUUCUCAGUAUUAUACUAUGUACCCUUCAACUGUAAAUAAAAAUGAAACGGUUAAUAAAUCUAAAUCCUGUAUAUAUGACAGUCCCUGCGACCCUAAGGACAGUGACUAUGAAAAGUUGUUUUGCCCUAAUAAUGAACUGUCUGAGCCCCCCAAAACUCGGUGUGAUAGACUAAAGACAGGCUCGUCCUGUCAAGCUCUUAAACAUGCAGUGGCAGCUUUACACCCUUUGGACGAUUUCCACAAGGAGAAAAUCGGUGAAGGUUUCUUUUCUGAGGUGUUCAAGGUGACCCAUCAACAAACGGGCCAAGUAAUGGUUCUCAAAAUGAACACACGGCAUUCGAAUCGUCGCAACAUGCUCAAAGAGAUCCAACUCAUGAACCGUCUAUCACACCCAAACAUUUUGAGACUGAUGGGAGUGUGCGUCCUCAAAGCACAGCUUCACGCUCUCACGGAAUACAUCGACGGUGGUUCACUACAUCAGCAUAUCCACAACAGAUCGGUGGAAAUAGAGCAGGAGACGAGGAUAGAAAUAGCUAAAGAUAUCGCGUGUGGGAUGGAGUACUUACAUUUGAAAGGAGUUAUGCAUAGGGACUUGACAAGCAAGAAUGUCCUCAUAAGACGGUUAGACACCGGAAAACUCCAAGGAAUCGUAAGCGAUUUCGGCCUAUCCACCGACAUUCCGGAUCCCAAAGAAAAAACCAAGCUACCCAUCGUCGGCUCCCCCUAUUGGAUAUCACCGGAAGGUCUCAACGGCAAAUACUACGACGAAAGCAGCGACGUCUUCAGCUACGGUAUAGUUCUAUGCGAGUUGAUAGCCCGCGUUGAAGCUGAUCCAGACUAUUUGCCGAGGACUCAUAAUUUUGGAGUGGACUACCUCGCUUUUUCGGACCUGUGCGGACCGAAUGUUGUACCUGAACUUUUAACAUUAGCAUUUAGGUGUUGUUCUGUUGAACCAAAAAGUCGUCCCACCUUUACCGAAAACGUUCAAGCUCUCGCCGAUAUCCUGAAGGACAUGAAGUUGGCCAAAGAAAAACAACAACGUAUGGCGAAUUGUGCAGCUAAAAGCGAAGAGCAGCUUCCGGUAUUGGCCGUCCAGGCAAGCGCCCCUCAGCAUCGAAAAAUCGUCCACCGACGGUCUCUUUCGGAGGACACAUCCGUGUGGUCUCUUUCAAUGUUUGCGACGCCAAGUGACAAGGCCCGUCGACACGCUUUACUCAUGUGUCGUCAGGAUCCGCACUACAAACCUAGCACUACUAACCCGUUCGCAGGUCUAGCGCAAUUCCAGGGCGUUAAAAAGUUACUUGGCAAUUUUUCUUCCUGUUGUGAGAUGCCUUGUCCUUUCGUGGAAUCUAAAGACAGUCCGAAAUCCCUUCCAGGAUCACCUACAGCAUCGAGGAAAGCCCAUACAAUACGGUCUCCUCUUUUCGUCCAUCCCCUGUAUAAAGGCGGAUCUAGUUCAAAUUUAUCCGAAUUUACAGCUGAGUCAGUUACUGGGUUUCUGAGACGUCGAGGGUCUUGCGAAUCGGGGUUCUACUCGAGCGUAGGAGAAUGUCUAUCACCUAACAGUAUGUGGGGCGACAGUGGUACUGCUGUUAGCUCCCUUAGAUCGUUGGACGAAUUAGAACACGCUGAAUUGCAAGCCUUAUGCAAGCGAGCCUCGUCUAUAUAUACGGACAGUAGUGAAGAUAUAUCUAGUUUAACCAGUUCCGAUUGGCCGAACGAUCUUAAACCCAACAUACAGUCCAUAGUCGAGUAUUUCGAGCGUAAAGGAGCAACCUUGCGUCAUCCUGGCGGUGUUAGAGGUGGGCUACAGUUAAGUUCGAGAAUAGCUAACUUACGAAGAUCUUUGGAGAAACAUAAUAUGGGUUCUACGAGUAGUGGGGCCCACGUGACGCUGCAGAGGCCAAAAUGUUCCAGGUUGGUUAUAUGUGAAGGGGCGGUUAGAUCUAAGUUGCCGUUGUUUGAUAAAAAGUAAGCCAGGUUUUAGGUAUUUCAGCGCAUUUCUGGAAACGUGACAAAGUGAAACGAUUUGUUUAUCAAACUAUUCUAUACAAAAUUAACGAAUGGUGAAAAUGUAAAAAAUCGUAGGAAGGACUUUAAUUAAUUCUUAGAAUUAUUGUUAAAUGUCGUGUUUUAUGAUCGUAUCAUCCCUUUUUCUUGACCUCGAUGCCUCUUAAAGUUCCAAUACAUAAUAAAGCAACUAUUUUUUUAUUUUGUUGUUUUUGUGAAAAUGUAUAAAUAUCGUCUUAAGAUUUGUUUGUAACAAGUGACACCUUCUAUACCAAAUUUUUCAAUUUUACAAUAACUACAAAACACGUUCAUAAUUUUAAAAGUUCUCAGCCUGAUAUAAAUAGAUUUAAUUCAUCAUCAUCAGCCGUUGAGUCCACUACUGAACAUAGGCCUCUUGUAGAUAAUUCCAUUGCAUCCAGUCUUGAGCACCCUGAAUCCAGUUGUGCGGGAUGCGCCUGAUGUCAUCCGACCAUCUUGUUGGAGAACAUCCAAAGUUAUUAUAGUCGGUCAGCUGUAUGACGGGACAUAGCCGGUCGGUCGGCCCCAAUGAAUGUACAGGGCUGUUCACUAUAUUUUGACCCCCUUGUAAACUGCUUUAUUUACAGAAUUAGAAAUAAAUGUAAAAUACAAAAGUUAUCCGAUUUUUUAAUUACAUAUGAUUUUUUGACAUAUAAAUCGUACUAGUGACGUCAUCCAUCUGGGCGUGAUGACGUAAUCGACUAUUUUUUUAAAUGAGAAUAGGGGUCGUGUGCUAGCUCAUUUGAAAGGUUAUUCAAUUCUCUAUGCAGUAAUAUAAACAUUAAGAUCAUUAUUUAUACAGGGUGUCCAAAAAAAAAUUUGAAUUAUUAAUUAAACAAUUUAAUUAAAAAAAAAUUUUUUGGACACCCUUUAUAAACAAUCAUGUUAAUGUUUAUAUUACUGAAUAGGGAAUUGAAUAACCUUACAAAUGAGCUAGCACACGAACCCUAUUGUCAUUUAAAAAAAUAGUCGAUUACGUCAUCACGCCCAGAUGGAUGACGUCACUAUGGUUUGUUUUUUAACCAAGAGGAGUGAUUCAAAUUUACCGCGCUGUAUUGCUUGUUUGUAAUUUCAUCCAACCGCAGGCAAGUUUACUCCAAUGUUAUAAAAUUUUGACACUAAUGACAUUUAUCAAAUUUUGACACUAGUGACAUUUCAUAGGUUAAUUAAGUUAUAUCGGCGAUUUUUGAGUUUUUUGUGUUAUUCCUUUAAUUUUUAGAUUUUCAGUCUGUUUUUAUAUAAAAAGCAGUUGUUUUUGGAACUCUUUAGCGACGUAUUAAUUUAAUAUAAUAUUUAUGGAUUACCGUUGAGGGCAGACUAGAUCAACCAAAAAAGAAGAUGUAUUUGGUUAUUAUUCUAGUGACUUUCUUGGGUGUGAAUCUGUCUUUUUAGUAUACUCCUCCUGGUUAAAAAAUAAACUAUAGUACAAUAUAUAUGUCAAAAAAUCAUAAUUUAAAAAUUGAAUAACUUUUGUAUUUUACAUUUUUUUCUAAUUCUGUAAAUAAAGCAGUUUACAAGGGGGUCAAAAUAUAGUGAAUAACCCUGUACAUUGUGUACAUUCACUGGGGCCGACCGACCGGCUCUGUCCCGUCAUACAGCUGACCGACUAUAAUAACUUUUAUUUAUAUUUAAUUUAGAAUGUGUGUACUGAUUUUCAGCCUUAGUAAAUGGAUUUAAUUACCUUCGUAGGAAAGCAGCUUUGAUACCCUCUCAGUAACCCCUGUUCUACGUUUCGCUUGACCGACCGCAGUAUGUUUCUCUACACAAUCACAGUAAUCAACUGUGAAAAAUUUAGCUUUAGUAAAUUCAAAGAGAUUUUUCAGCGCUGCCUCUUGACUAUAUACAGAGUGAUCUGCACAGAGUGUACAUUCGUUUCCUGUCUCGUUUAUGUGUUCCACGGUCUCCGUUUCAUUUGUGCCCCAUCUCAAAUACAAAGUGAAUUUGUUCAGACAGUGAUCAUGCGAGUAGUGUUGUUUGUGAUCGUAGGCAAGGCCAAGAACUGAUCAGAUUAUAAUAAUAUAUCAUGGAUGUAAUGCUGUAGCUCGAUAAAUGUCCAGCUUGAUUUUAAUUUUAAACUAAAUUGUCACGUUUCCAGAAACCGUUCUCCUUUUUACUUUUCUUCUAGUCAGAUGGUAUCUAAAUUUUGGAGGCCUAAGUGAUGAUCCAUUUUGAAAGAGUUUAUAUUUUUUACGAGACUGUACAUAAUUCUGGGGGAAUUGCUCGUUUUUAAUUUUUUUAAUCAAAUUGUAUUGGACUAUCAGUUGUAAUAGCAGUAUUUUUUAUUAAUUUUGGUUGUAUAACUAGUUGUGUAUUGUAUUAAAAAUAAAAUUGUUACAAAAUGUUCCAAAAUAUUUUAUUGAAAUAUUUUUUUUAUUAAUAUAUAGGGUGUUUGUAAAUAAGUAUGACAAACUUUAAGGGGUAAUUCUACAUGAAAAAAUAAUGGCAGUUUGCUGUAUAAACAUAUGUCCGCAAAUGCUUCGUUUCCGAGAUACGGGGUGUUGAAAUUUUACUUACAAACUCACGAUUUAUUGAUUGCUCUAAAACCGGUUGGGAUAUUAAAAUGAAAUUUGUUGAGUUUUAAGAGGUAGUUAUUGCGCAGUUUUUGACAUACAACUAAGAAUUUUAUAUUUACCAUUGGCGUGCGUACGGGAACGGUCUAUUUUUUGAAGAAAAAAAAUUGUUCGCCACUGAGAUAUUUAAAAUAAAAAAUUAUUUUUGAAUGCCUCGUUCAAUUUGUGACAAAAAAUCUAUCUUAACGCUUGCAUGGUAUUCGACAUAAGUUUCUAAUAUUUUUCAUGACAAACGUCAAAAAUAGCGCCAUCUAUUGAUUUUUCUUUGUAAUUUAAAUAUUGGACCACCGUGCUUUAUUUACCAUUAGCUAAAUUAGUUUUCUACCACCUUGAAUCACUUCAUUUUGGAACAUUUUGUACGCUUUAAGUUUGAAAUAGUCAAUUGGUGCUCUACCAAAAUAAUAAUAUAAAAACAAGUAUUAUGAGAACAUAUUUGUUUAAAUCAAGGGUGUACAAACAUAUAGAGCAACAAGUAGACGUGGUAUGUAGUAUAUUUAAAUUGGAAUGUGCACCUUUGAUUCUUCUUGUAUUCAAAUUUGUUUUGAAAUUGUGAGAACUUUAGUAAUACUUUUGAAGACUGACUUCUUUGAAGUUUAUUAUGUAAAUGUAUGUAAAAUAUUAGUGAACAAUAAUCUGUUGGGGAGAAAAAUGUGUUACAUCUCGUAAAGUGUUGUAUAGAGCAGCUAUAAAGUUCCAUAAUAUCUUAAAGAAUUAGAAGAGUUCUAGGAAGGAAUAUAUAAAUUAUUUUUUAUUCUUAGUACUCUUAAAUUCAUAAAAUACCACCAGGCAAUGCAUUUUCGAGGUACAACUACUAGACUCUUGUCUGUUUUUCAAUGUACCUCCAGUAAGUUGUCGUUUCAUCGUUUUUGUGGUCUUCCUUUUUGUGGUCUUUCCACUAGAGAUGUUGAAAAAGUAUCUAUCCGUUACAAAGUACUCGUUACUUACUAAUACUGAAAGUAACGGAUCCUAUACAAAGAAGCAAAUCGUUACUUUAAAUACUUUGAUUACUCUGAUUACUUCGUACCAAUCGUAUCAGAGCGAUUAACGACUAUUGUAUCUACAACCAGUACACUUGAUUACUUUUUACCAAUCGUAUCCCAGCGAGUAACGGACGGGACCGGUAUUUCACGAGUUUUAUCUAAUACCGUUAUCGGUAUGAAGCGUUUUAAGGGUGAGGAGAAGAUAGAAGAUGAAACAGAAGGAGGUAUAAUGGUAUACGUAAAAUAUGUAAUGUAAGUCAUUAACAAAGAUCGAAUGCAAGAACCCUAUAUUUUUAUCUAGAUCUACGCCAGAUUACCGGUACUCAAAUACAAAAGUAAUCAUAGUAAUCAAAUCAUUUUUAUCCCUUAAACAGAUCGGUGAAGGUUGUUGUUAUAUCGGAAUACCUAUACAAAAUACCUACCUACUGAGAAAUAGGAUUCUCGAUAUGAUUACCGGUACUUAAAUACAAAAGUAAUCAAAGUAACGAUUUGUAACGAAUACUCGAAAGUAACUAUAAUCAACAUCACUACUUCCCACUAAUCGUUUUCCUAUUGGGAAACCGUUUCUCAUCGUCUUUACUACUCGACUUUCCUGAUUUCCGUUCCAGUGACAGUUUCCUGACGAUCAUUUCAGUAAUCGGGUAUGCAAGUACUCAUUGGGCUGACCUGCGCACUAAAAUCCGUUCUCGGUUUUUACAUAAAAAAAGUUGAUUUUUUUUGGCCGGACUUUUUCAAAAAAACUACAUUAAGGGAUUGAAGAACUCUUAUUUGAAAUGACAUAUUUUAAAAGGUAACACUGCUCGAAUAUGCAUCCUUUUACGUGUUGUGAGCAAAUAUGUAUCCCCAAAGUUUUAGUUUUAUUUAAAUUCCGUUUACAGAGUUAUUUAAAGUAUUGUAAAAACUAUAUUGUAUCUAGUAAUUGGUUUAUUGGAUUUUUAAUUGUAUGUAUCACGUAACAGGUUAGCAAGAUAUCAUUUAUAAGAUAAAAAACUUAUUAUACCCUAUUCCACUAACAUACGCCUGUUUUGGAUUACUUCGACAACAAAUAUUUUACUGUGCAAAAUAAGAAGAACGAAAGUAAAUUGCAAAUUAAAUUGUUGUUUAUUGCAAUAAUUAUUAGCGCCAUUUAGUUUCUUACUUCUUAUGUUGCACAGUAAAAUAUUCGUUGUCGAAGUAAUCCAAAACAGGCGUAUGUUCGUGGAAUGGCCCAUAAACAUGUAGAGUUCUACUUGGCAAAAUAGAAGGUUCUUUAAAUUUAAAUAUAUGUCUACUGGGUAAAUAUUACAUGAAUAAAAAAUAUACAUUUUUAACAACCUUGCAUUUCUUGUUUAGUUGGCAAUAGGAAAUAUUUUGAACCUUUUUUACAGUCUCCAAUUUAAAUUAUUCUAGUUUUAUCGUUUGCUUUCUCCCUUAUAAACUAUGACAGCCUUUCUUCCAGUUUGUUAUAGAUGAAUCUCCACUAAUCUGCUUGCUAUCUCCUUCACUAUAAGUACAUGCAAGUUUUUCUAUGGGAUUAUUUAACUUAAAAUAAUUUUCGAACACCUCUUUAAUAUGACAGUAAAGUUGAUUCAGAUUUGAUUGCAGAACAGGGCCUGUACUAUGUGCUUAUACGUAUUUCGGCUUCAACUUAGCCUCAUCGGAGCACCUGUGUAGAGGCAUUCUCUAAUAGUUCCUGCUGUUCCUUAAAUCUUGAUUAUAUGCCGUGAUAUACCAAAACUUGUGUAUAAAAUGCUUUCUAGUUCGACAAUCACAAGGAUUUCAGCAUUACAAGUUAUACAUUUUAGUGUUUUCUCAACUUUAAAGGUUAGUUGUAUUGUAGUCUAGGUAGAGGUCCAAGUCAGCCCAAGAAACUUUUUUUUGUUCAAAUAGUGUGUUUAAUUUCAUUGUCAUUGAAUUAUUUGACCAUGUGUAAACCAAUAAAUGUAAACCAAUGAAUUAUUUGACCCGUGUUAUCACAUUAUUACCAAAUGUUGUUGUUUUGAGUCCGCGUGCAGUCUACAAAUUUAUUCAAAGAUUACAUUUUUGCUGAUGUUAAACUAUAACAAUUCUUUGUUAUUUUGUAUUUGUUAUGAGGUUUUAAGCGUGGAGUUUUUACCUAAAAGCUAAUACACAAAAACCAUGUAACAGAUAAGAGAUAAAGCAAUCAGUAUGUAGGAGUCAUUAUGUAGAAAUCACUUCUCAAUUAUUAAUUAGAAUCAAACGAGUAUCACCUCUGCAAGUUUCCUGCCAAUUACCAAACCGGACUUAGAGUCGAAUAAAGGGUAUAUUUUGUAUUUUUAAUUACAUCCAGAACUUCAACUCGCUCUUGUACAACAAGAACUACAUAAGCUCCAGCUAACUGAUACUAUUCAUGGUCCUUCGAGCCGGAUAUGAAUCAGCGAUCUAUGGAUGGCCAAAACUCCACGCUUCAAACCCCAUAACAAAGAAUUGUUAUAGUUUAACAUCAGCAACAAUGCAAUCACUGAAUAGAUUUGUAGGCUACACGCGGCCUAAAAACAACAUUUGGUAAUAAUGUGAUAACAGACACGGGGAAAACCAUUCAUUGUUUAAUCAAUGACGAUGAGAUUAAACAUAGUACACUUCCCGUCAUAAAAAACUGGUACACUUUUUUUUCCCAAUGUAAACCUGUCUUCAGACUGGAUACAAUAGUUCGUGAAUCACUUCGUUGUUGCCAUAACAGAUAAUAAAAUUGCACUAAAUCUAAAUACAAAAAAAUGACGAUUAAAAAUGUAUAAAAGUUUUAGAUAGGUAUUAUUUUUAUCCCUACCAAUUGACCAUCAUUGAAGAAACCUGGGAAAGCUUGAACGAAGAUGAAAAUAUAUAACUAAAUUUAUUUCUCAGUGUUCAGAAAAUUACAAGAAGUGAUUAGUAAUAAUGGAGCUAUGCCAAAAUAUUAAUAUUUCAGCAGUUUCGAAUUGUAAUACAUAUACAGUCGGUAAAAUGAAAGAAUACCCAUGAACGAACAUAUAAAACACGCUGUAUUUUCCUGUCACCGUGUCACAAAGAAAAUUGCCCAGUGCAAGUACAUGUAACAGUAGUUAUUACAGGUACUUGCGCUGGCCAAUUUUUUGUGUGACACGGUGACAGGAAAAUACAGCGUGUUUUAUAUGUUCGUUCAUGGGUAUUCUUUCAUUUUCCUACUGUAUGUAAAUUCCACACUUGUUCACUGUAAAAGUUAUUCAUAUUGUAUUAAUUUCAAAUCAAUUUUUUUAUUUCUCCCGUGUGUUUAUUCUAGUAUCCCACAACUCAAUAGAGUUUUGUAUCUACAGUACAAUUUACGAGAAACCAAUCACGCUUCUUGAUUUUAAUUUGAACAUAGUUAUUUAAAGUUAUGUCUAGACUUAUUAACUAUCAUUAUUUUUUAAUUGAAAUAUUUUCAUAAAUUUUAUUAUAAUAAAACACGAAUUAGUGUAUGGGUACUUAAUUGAGAUGACUGGCAACGUUGCCUUAGAAAUUAGAAUGACACAUUUGACAAGAUCAACUUACACAACUUGAAAAACGCGAUUUCGGUUAUAAGAGUUGUACCAGUUUUUUUUUGACGCGAAGUGUACAUUAGGUUAGUGAUGCAACAAUACUUUCAACUCUGUCUUUUACUCAUCUGCUAAAAUUCUACACAGCAGUGUGAUAUAAAACAAAGUGAUGUUAAACAUUAAUAGUAAUGUUAACAACGUCCAAAAUAACAUGUUUUUAGACGUCUUUAGAAUUGCCUUUAAAGGGGUGAUUACACUGUACGUUUUAACCUUAUAUUAGUAAAGAAUCUGACAUUUUUGUCAUUGUUUCGUAUAAUAGGGACUCACUUUACUCGUAGUUAAACACGCUUUUACGUGCGUAGAAAAAAAUCUAAGAUCACGUUGUUUUUGUUCCUUACAUACUUACUUUUUUGGGUCCCUUUGGUAUAGAUAUACUUCUUUUUCAGAUGAGACAAUUACCUAUUGACAACGUUUAAUAUCGAACUAAACUGUUACAAUAAUAAUCUACCAAUGUUUUGAACAUCUGUAACGUUGUGUAUAAAUUUGUACCUUUAAGAAUUACAUAAAAUACAUAUAUUUAUAUUUGGUUCUAAUAUAAAGUAGUACCAGCCAUCUAAGAGACUCAUUAAUAUCCAAAUCAGUGAGGUGCUAUUGUUGGAGGUGUGGAAUUUCAUAAACAAGGGAUCUACCUGUUUUAUGAAAUUAUGCUUUGUUUAUGUAAGUACACAUUUCGAACAAUAGUACUCCGCUGAGCCGAACAUUAUUGAGUCUCUUAGACACUUACAAAGACACUUACAAAGGUACGGUUAUACAAAAACAGACUAAUUGAAAUGUAAACUUUGCUAAUAAUAUUGAAUUGCGUGUUUAUAUGACUUAAUUUCGUAAAUCAGGGGUGUGUCGUAAAGAAUUAGGUAAUGAAAUUCGACUCCCCUUGCAUUUACGUGCAGCUAAUUACGUCGUUCAUGGACACUAAUUAACUUUAAGCGAGGGGCGUAGGUAUCUUUAUUUUUAAGAAACACGUCUUUGUAAAUAAACGGCGACGGUCUUUUGUGUCCCUCCUAAAGAAGAGCCCAUGUUGUUAUAUAUGUUUGUACUGAUUUAGAAUGCAUGAAUUAAUAAAUACAUAUUUUCCUA
This is a messenger RNA of Diabrotica virgifera virgifera (western corn rootworm), 10604 nucleotides long. Its product is annotated as dual specificity testis-specific protein kinase 2. Gene Ontology annotation, cellular component: cytoplasm; nucleus. Gene Ontology annotation, molecular function: ATP binding; protein serine/threonine kinase activity. Lineage: Eukaryota; Metazoa; Arthropoda; Insecta; Coleoptera; Chrysomelidae. The transcript has 5 exons. Bases 439 to 2397 code for a protein of 652 amino acids. Gene Ontology annotation, biological process: protein phosphorylation; actin cytoskeleton organization. The record is from RefSeq and is a predicted model, not a curated record.